AUGAGCGGUUUGGAUACGGCAGGAAUGGAUACAGGACGGCAAGAGGAUGUGCAGGGAUUGUGCGCGCGGAUUGAACGGCUGGAGCGGCGCAAUCGUCGGCUGGUUGUUGGGAUGGUUGGGGCUGGGUUGCUCGGCGCGGGAGCGCUGCUGGGCGGGAUGAACGCGGCGGAUACGGACAAGGUGGUUGCGUACACGGCAACGGAUGGGACGAUGUAUCGGAUCUUCGAGUCUGGCGAGAUUGAGUAUCUUCGGCUGGAUGACAAUCCGCCUCGCACGGCGCAUGGGGUGUUUGAUUGGGGUGUGGUGAAGAUUGAUGAGAACUACACGCUGCGCGAUCGGAGCUCUUUGAUGAAAGCAUGGAUUGCUGGUGUGAUGGUUGCGUGUGUGAUGGUGAUGCUGGCGGGAUCGCUGGGUGGGUGUGCGACGAUUCGCAAUGAGAAGUUCAAAGAGGUGGAGUUCACGAGCGAUCCGAGCGGGGCGACUGUGGUGGUUGAGGAAGAGGUUGUGGGGACGACGCCUGUGGUUGUGGAGGUGGCGCGGAAGGGGCGGGACAAGCGGGUGGAGAUCGCGCUCGAUGGGUACAAGACGGUUCAGCUGAAUCUGGAUCGUUCGGUCGAGGGCAAGACGAUCUUCGGCGGGUUGAUCGGGAUGAGCGUUGACGCGAUCUCGGGGAAAGCGGGGACCUACACGGACAGCGUGCACAUUGUGCUUGAGGAGGGGGAGGGUGUGGUGGAGGUUGAUUCGAAGGAUCUCGACGCGCUGAAGGAAGAAGAGAUCGAAGAAGUGUCGGUCGAGGUGGUCGAUCUUGGCGUCGAUGAGGCGGAGGUCGAGACUUGUGAGUUGGCAGUGAUCGAAACGAACUCGGGUGAGCUUGGUUUCGGUCAGGAGCAUGUCGGGGGCUUUGCAGUCUUUGAAGUGGACGUCGCGGAGGUCGGCGCCUCUUGCGUCGAAUCCUGUGAGUUUGGUGCUGGAGAUGUGGACUCGGAUGAGUCGGGCGUCGAUCCAGGUGGCGCUGGAGAGGUCGGCGGUUUGGAUCUCACAGUCGGCGAUUACAGAUUCAGCGCCUUUGGAUUCGAUGAUUUGGUUGAUCCAGUCGGCGAUCUGGGUGAUCAUGGGUGGGCGUGGGUCGUCGGGGAUGCCGUUUUUGUUGGUGAUGAGACCGGCGUCUUCGAGCCAUUUCUCGGCGUCUUUGCCGGUGAGUUCGGAAUCUUUUUCGACGAGCGAGACGAGCAUGAGGUGGUUGUCGGUUCCUCCGCUGGUGAUGCGGAAGCCGUGGUUGGUGAGGGCUGCGGAGAGUGCUUGUGCGUUUUUGAUGACUUGUUGUUGGUAGGCUUUGAACUCUGGUUUGAGUGCUUCUCCGAAGGCGACGGCUUUGGCGGUGAUGAUGUGCAUCAGUGGGCCGCCUUGGACUCCGGGGAAGACAUUGCGGUUGAUGAGUUUGUUGAGUUCUUCGUCGUUGGUCAUGAUGAGACCACCGCGCGGACCACGCAGGGAUUUGUGUGUGGUGGUGGUGACGAUGUGGGCGUGGGGGAAGGGGCUUGGGUGCUCUCCGGCGGCGACCAAACCUGCAAUGUGGGAGAUGUCGGCCAUGAGUGUGGCGCCGACUUCGUCGGCGAUUUCGCGGAAGCGUUUGAAGUCGAUGACUCUUGGGUAUGCGGAGUAUCCACAGAGGAUCAUUUUGGGUUUGUGUUCUUUGGCGGCGGCGAGGACGGAGUCGUAGUCGAUCUGUUCGUGUUGGGGGUGGUUGGUGUCGUAGUGGAGUGCGUAGUGGACUGGGUUGUAGAAGAUUCCGGAGAAGUUGAGGAACAUGCCGUGGGAGAGGUGUCCGCCGUCUUUGAGGACGAGGGAGAGGAAGGUGUCUCCGGGUUCCAUCAUGGUCAUGAAUGCGGCGGUGUUUGCUUGGGCGCCGGAGUGUGGUUGGACGUUGGCGUAUUUGCAUCCGAAGAGUUCUUUGGCGCGGUCGCGUGCGAGUUGUUCGACGGCGUCGUGGUGGACGUUCCCGCGGCGACGGUGACGGCGGGAGAUGCGUGGUUUUCUGAGGCGAUCAGCUCGAUGGUGGUUUCCUGUCGCUCGCGCUCGAGGGUGACGAGUUGGGCGACCUGGGGGAGAACUGAUAUGGAUAUGUUGAAUCGUUGCGUGCUUGGGGUUGCUGCGGGGUUGGCGAUUGGCUUUGGCGGGUUGACUGCGGACGCGGCACCGAUUACAUAUCAGGGAAUGCUGCAUGAUGGUGCGAAUCCUGCGGAGGGAUUGUUCGAGAUGCAGUUUGCGCUUGCGGACUCGCCGGAGUUUGGGAUUGCAUUGCAGUUUGUCGUUGUGGCGGAUGUCGAUGUGAAUAAGGGCUUGUUUGAGGUUGAGAUUGAGUUUGAUGAUGUGCACUUUGAUGGGUCGGAUCGAUGGUUGGCAGUUCGGGUUGAAGGGGAGAUACUAACGCCUCGGACGAAGAUCAACUAUGCGCCGUAUGCGAUCCGUGCGAGUCAUGCUGAUCAUGCGGAUGUGGCGUCGGAUCUUGAGGUGCCUUGGGUGGUGGUGAGUGAUCUUGAUAUUGUUGAUGCGACCUCGCUGCGUGGGGUUCCUGUGCGUGGGUAUGUGUCGAAUGAGUUUCUGACGAAUCCGGCCGUGCUCGGCGAGACUGAUUCGGUGGAAGAUGGUGGCGCUGGUGUGCUUGGGCGUGCGAACUCUGAGUCGCACAGCGCUGAUGCCGCGGGUGUGCGGGGAGAAUCCAACGCGAGCGGAUUCAGUGGUUAUGGCGUGCAUGGGAUUCAUCGCGGGACAAACUCUGGGCCGAUGGCAAUUGAGGGUUUAAAUAUUGAUGCGGGUACAGAGUUUCGCGGUGCGACUACUGAAUAUGGGUUCGAAGCGUACAACACGGAUGUUGAGGGUGAGGGCACGGCGAUCUACGGCGAGGGUGGGAGCGUCGGGGUACGCGGGGUGGCGCUGCCUGAUGGGUUUGGGGCGGGGCUGCUGAGGGUUGGGGUGGAUGGGUUUGCGGGUGGAUUCCUUUCUGGAGCGAACAUGUUCUACGGCGUGCGUGGGUUUGGGCAAGCGCCGGCUGAAGGGGGAUCGCGGACUUCGUAUGGGGUGUACGGGGGUGCGCAGGUCGGGAAUGCUACGAACACGGCGUAUGGUGUGUUUGGUGAGGUGUUUGGGCCUGGGAGUAAUCGGUAUGCUGGAUUUUUCCAGGGGGAUGUGCAUGUCGCGGGGACGCUGUCGAAGUUGUCGGGGACGUUCAAGAUCGAUCAUCCGCUGGAUCCGGAGAACAAGUACCUGUCGCACUCGUUUGUGGAAUCUCCGGAGAUGAUGAAUGUGUACUCUGGGGUGAUCACGCUUGAUGAGCACGGGGGUGCUGUUGUUGAACUUCCUGAGUACUUUGAUUCUCUCAAUAAGGACUUCCGGUAUCAGCUCACGGCGGUUGGCGGGGCGAUGCCUGAGCUGCAUGUCGCGAGCUUGAUCAAGGGGAACUCGUUUGCGAUUGGUGGCGGGGCUGCUGGGAUGCAGGUGAGCUGGGAAGUCAGCGGCGUGCGGAAGGAUGCUUCGGCGCUGUAUCGUCCGAUCGAGGUCGAGAGCGACAAGCGCGUGGAGGAUCGUGGGUUGUAUCUUGAUCCCGAGGCGUUUGGGUUUGGGCGCGAGCGGGCGAUCCAUCGGUCUGGGCCGCGGGAGGUCGGUCUCGAGGUUCAUGCGCUCGUCCCAUCCCAGCGCGGCGCCCAUGGUGCGCGCGUAGGCGGAUUCGUCUUGGUCGUGGGCGAGGACUGUGAAUCCGGCUUUGGUCCAUGCGGAUUCGGGCCAGGGAUUGGAGAUGUCGGACCAAGGUUUUUGGGGGUCUGGCUUGGGCCCGAGGGAUUCGAUGAUGACGAUGGCGCCGGGAUUGAGGAUGUCGUAGAGGUGUCCGAGCAUUUCUGCGUCGGUCAUUUCCCAGCCGACUGGUGGCGGGAAGUUUGGGUUGAGUUUUUCGGGUUUGACGUAGCCGUGCUUGAGGAGGUUGCGGGAGAUGAAGAGGUCGUAUCCGUCUCCGACUUGGUUGCGUGUGGUUUCUUGGUUUGGCCAGCUUCCUUCGAUGAGUGUGACGGAGCCGGCGUUUGGUUGGUUGAGGUCCCCUACUGCUUCGCAGUUGUCGUAGAUCGCGGUGAGGAUGGGGUCGAUUUCUACGCCGGUGACGUGGGCUCCCAUCUGAGCCCAGAGUCGGAGUUGUCCGAGUUGGCCGUAGCCGAGGUCGAGGAUGUUGGCGUUGUUGAUGGUGAAGUCGGGUGCGUAUUGGUGGAGGAGGUGCUGGACUUCGUCGAGCAUCUGUUGGGCUUGGGGGGAGGUGUAGACGUCGCGGAGUUUUUCGGCGUCGUCGAGGAUGUGACCAAGAACAACACUGUCAGUGCAACUGCAGCGAUCAGAAAGAACAUUGCGAUGUCACUUGAUGUGAUGCCGGUCAUGCGUGGGGCUUUGUCGGGGGUCGUAGUCGCAGUUUGGGCAGAUUGGGGUGGGUGUGGACAUCAUCUGCGAUGUAAGAGCUUACUGGAUGUGUACGAGGUUUGUUGCGGCUUGGGCGAGGGUGGGUUCGUGGUCGAGGUCGAUGGGGAGGUAGACGCCUUUGUCGUGGUCGGUGUUGAGGACGAUGGCGUUUGGUUCGACGAGGGAAUAGCCGUUGGUGGCGUGCUCGUGUCCGAGGAUGAAGAGGUUGACACCCCAGCGCUCUACGAGGUCUUCGAGUUGUUCGUGGUCGUAUCCUCGUCCCCAGGUCAUGAGGUGUGCGGAUCCGACGCGGGGUUCGUAGUCUUGCUCGGUGAGGUCGCGGGAGAGGAUGGUGGUGUCGAAGCGGUCCAUCAUCCCUGGUCCUGGGAGGGAGUGGGCGCAGAGGAUGUCACCUUGCGGGCAGCAGGCGCGGAGGGCGAUGGGCAUGGAGAAGACGAAGUCUUUGACGGCGUCGCGGACUAUUUCGGCGUCGUCACCGAACUCUUGAUCGAUGCCGUCGUUGAAUGCUUUGACGCAGCGGACGCCGUUCUUGACGAUGAGGGCGUCGAUGGCUUGGGCGAGCUCGUGGUUGGCGAGGAGGAAGUGGACGAACUCGGGGUAUUGGGCUUUGAGCCAGGCGACGCGGGUGAGUCCUCGGUAGGAGGUGUCUACUGGGGGUGGGUCGCCGGGCUUGGAGGGUUUGAGGUCGGGGUGGAUGAUCUCGUGGAGGGUGAGGUGUUUGGGUUCGGAACCAAACUCGCCGUCGAGUCCGGCGGCGGCGACGACGGCGCGGAAGUUGCGUGGGUGGUCGUGGGUGUCUCCGGUCGCGAUGAGGUGUCCUGGUGCUUCGAUGCGAUCGAUGGAUCCUUCUCGGCAUGA
Symbiodinium sp. CCMP2592 is the source of this 5316-nucleotide messenger RNA. The record is from the annotation of a GenBank genome assembly. Lineage: Eukaryota; Dinophyceae; Suessiales; Symbiodiniaceae.